This is a messenger RNA of Phytophthora nicotianae INRA-310, 4959 nucleotides long. RefSeq lists its product as hypothetical. The transcript is spliced from 3 exons. Gene Ontology annotation, molecular function: DNA helicase activity. The coding region runs from base 1 to 4959 and encodes 1652 amino acids. NCBI's taxonomy places the organism in Eukaryota, Oomycota, Peronosporomycetes, Peronosporales, Peronosporaceae. Gene Ontology annotation, biological process: DNA repair; telomere maintenance. The record is from RefSeq and is a predicted model, not a curated record.
AUGACAUCCGCACAAAAAGCUGCAACCCUUAAGAAGUACGAUGUUCGUCUCUCGCGACUACGUCAACAAUUGCGUUGGUACAAAGAGCAUAACCACUUGUAUAAGUAUGUGGAAGAACAAGAAGACUGGGAGACUUCUUUGUCGACUAUUGCUACACGGGUUGUGGUCGAUCAGGCUCACGAGAUUCCCCCAGCUGCAAUGGCGGUCCCCACACACCGGACCUCUAGUAACUUGGAGGAAACGAAAGAACACGAAGAAUAUUCAUUUUCACCUCGUACUCAGAACGGAGCGGGAGGCAGGCCAAGUUGUCCAAAUUCUGAUGGUACUCUGCAAGUAAUGUGUCUCCCCGUGGAUGAAGACGCUAUUCGGACAGGUACUAUUCCACACACUGAGCAAACUAUGCACGAUUUACCUUUAUUGGGCUGCAGUGGUGGUGAUGCGCUCGACAACGCUACGUGGAGGCACAAUGCACCUGCGCCAGCUCACCACAUCGUGACGGAAGAAGACGAAGUAUGUGAACAGGUCGCGGACGGCCUAAUUACUGACUUUGGACAGGUUGAUAACACAACCAGUGUUCAAAUGGCGAUCGACAGAUCACACCUUGUCGUACAUCGUUCGUCCAGCAUCCUAUCGGAUUUUGAUACUGCUUUUUGGACGAACGCAUUUACAGACUUAUUUCCCUAUGGAAAAGGUGGUCUUGAUGAACCACGCGAUGUAAAAAUCGGUUUGCAGGAGUUUAUUAAGUACUGUAUGAGGCACUCCUCACGCCGGUUUUGCCAGCAUAGAUCCUUCGCAAUGGUGGCGUUCGACGUAUUGGCAAGGCACAACACGCUCCAAGCUAUUGCAAUCAGGGCUAGAAUGCGACCAGGAACGAUGGAGCGGUCAUCUAGUGUGUCGAGAGAACAACUUCAGAGCUACGUACAGUAUCAACAAGAUCGACUUGAAGCCAUAACACAACAUCUUCCACCCCCACCAGCACCUGAGAUUGAAAAUCGAGUUUUUGAACUGUAUGACAAUAUUUCAACAGGAUUGAGGUCAUACUGGGGAUCAAAUGAGGAGCGUACACAAGCACGUGCAGACCUUUUCUCGAUGCAGCUGAAAUUUGGACAACCGACAAUAUUUUUUACAAUUUCACCCGACAGCUCGAGUACUUUUCGAAUUGCGAACUUGGCUGGAGUGAUAGAUGAUGACGUUCUAUCUCACAUGGAGGCUAGUGUGAGUGAGUGCAUGGCUUUCACCAGGGCAAAAUUGGGUCAAAUUGCAGCAGUAAAUCCGUAUAUUUGCGCACGGUAUUUCGACUAUUUGAUGAACAUGUUUGUGAAUGUGGUGUUGAAUUGGAAUAUGGAUAAAGGCUGCCCUCGAGACGAACCAGGACUCUUUGGCCAUACUGUUUCCUUUUUCGCUGCAACAGAAUCUCAAAAUUCCACGGGUUCACUUCACGCACACAUGCUGAUAUGGAUUAAAAACAUGCCGUCAACGGUCGAUGAAUAUUACGCUAUGUGUGCGUCUGAACGUUUUCGCGCAGCGAUGGUUAAGUACGUGGAGGCAAUUUCGACAGCAAACGUACCGCUAGAUAUGGAAAAGUGUCCCUCUUGUGAGAACGGCACGAUUAAACCGCUCGAACUACAGCGUCUUGCUUUUAAAAAGCCUCGUGCUGGUGCAUCGAGACCUGCGACUAGUUGCUGUGAUUUCUGUGGAGUAAACUUUGGAGCUGACGAAUUAAUUGUAAAGAGCUGUAUGCACGCCACUAAAGACGUCAAUGGUCUCGCCUACGAUGACGCCAAGGUAUUCCAAAUCAUUGCCAGUUCUCGGCCGUUGCCUCGCUGUUUUGAUCGGUUAUCGGAAGAAGCGAUCGUUUGCUCUCGCGCAUUAGUAUAUCAUCAGCACCACCAUUGGUUUCAUACUAACUCUUGUUUUAAGGCCACCAAACGAACACCCAAUGGAGACGUUUGUCGGAUGUUUAUGCCUAAAGAGACGUGUACCGAGACGAAAUGGACACCCGAGGAUCGCAUUGAAAUAAAACGAGGUGCUGGAAACGAGUACAUUAACCCAUAUUCUCCGAUAAUUAACGCUUUGUUCAAGUGCAACCACGACAUCAAAUUUUUAAGCGCCGGUGAAGGGCCUGAAAAGGCAUACUAUACGAUAAAGUAUUCAACCAAACAUCAACAGAGCCUUGAGAAUCCUUGGGCACUCCAUCUUCACGCAUUCGACAAGACCAACAAGUUCGCAAAUGACGCAGCGAACGAUCCUGCAGCUGUAGGUCGUCGUCGUGUACAAUCCAUGUGCUGUACACUUUCUAACCCCCAUGAGAUAUCUGCUCCGAUGGCCUGCUUGUAUAUUAUUAAGGGUUCGGCUAUGUACUCGUCACACCAGUUCGUCAAAUUACCAGUGGCAAUAAUUCUUAAGGCAUUGUUUGACCGGGAAGGCGAGAUGGAUGUUCUUCUGGAAGGCGACAACAAUCAUCGCAAUUUUAAGCCUUCCAGUAUAUGGCUGGACUAUGUAUACAGGCCAGCAGGACUCGAUUCUGUAAAUCUGAUGACUUUUGCGGCAGAAUGGAGUCGAAAGAAGAGCAAAAAAGGUAUUCGGUUUUUGGAAGAGCACCCGCUCUACGAAUCGCAUAGUUUAUUUCGUGUGGCGACAGAGCGUGUUGUGACAGUCAGUCACAAGCGUCUCCCAGACACCCGACAAACGGAUCUUCCAGAAACCGAAUUGCUUCGUUACCAACAAACAUUGAUGGCAUUAUUCUGUCCAUUUCGAGGUGCUGAUGAUUUUUCUACAAAUGGAGCAUCUUUGGGUCCUACUUUCGAGCUCUGGUGGGCAACGGCGGCAUCUCUUUCAGCUCGUAAUUUCGUUAAGAAUAAUCUGGAUUAUUACGUUUCACGAGACUUGCUAAAAACCCAGGAGGACCCAGAAUCCGCUCGCUAUCGGCGCUAUGAAUCAAGUUUAGAUGAUAUCGAAGACUUCGUGGAUGUAAAUGGCGAUCUGGAAAGUGACGAUGAAGAUACAGAUAGUGAUUUACAUAAUAAUGAGUCUGACAGCUUCGAUGAAGUUGUAUGGGCACCAACCCAACUGACAAGACACAUUCAACAAUUAGCAAAAUCAACAGAUUGUGUGGAUUUAGCUGCUUCUUCCACCGUCGACCCUAUAAGUAGUGUUACCGAGAUAUCUAUGACGGUCGACGAUGUUGAACAGGUUCUCCAAGAGUUAAAAUCUUCCAGCCCGCCGACAAAUUUUGGUCCCAACAAUGCGACUCUACUAUCUGAGUAUCCAGAUUUUCCGACACGAGUCCAGCUCUUACAACAAGCCACUGACAUGACACAUGCGACAACGUCGAUCGAAAAUAUUAACUACUUGUCCGCACCGCCUGGAGUAUUAAGUGGGAAGGAGAUGCCAAAGAUGUCACUUGAACAAAUAUCUUUGUCAUUGGACUUGAACGUAAAACAGAGAAAAAUGUUCACUCAUGUCGGAAAAAAAUUGCUUUCCUCGCUUUUACUGGGUCACGACACCAAUGAACAAGUUAUAGCUUUUCUUGGAGGAAAGCCUGGAGCAGGCAAAAGCCGAGUUAUUGGAGCCCUCCAAAUGCUGGCACGGACAUGGGAUUCUGCAGAGUCUGUAGCAACCGGGGCCUAUCAGGGUGUCGCUGCUCAAGCGGCAAAUGGACAGACGAUUCAUAAGUUGUUCGGGUGGUAUGUCAACAAUAAGAAGCCGUGGACACCGAAUCAAGAGCAGAAAGAGCGUUUUGCGAGACUGAAGUUGCUAAUUAUUGACGAAAUCUCGACAUGUGAUGUUGGUAUUCUUGGUAAAAUUGAUGCGUCACUGCGAAAAUUAUUGGACAAACCAACACUACUUUUUGGUGGAAUUCAUGUUCUAUUGGUUGGCGACUGGCUCCAACAAUUACCUGUAGCUGGACAGCCUGCAUUUCUCACUCUAGACGAAGCUGUACCAGUACGCCGAAAAAAUUCCUCGGACUACCUUGAUAAGAUCAGAGGGUUAAAUGCGUACCGCUCACUCAACUGUGUCGUGAUUCUGACUGACAAUAUGCGUCAUAGGGAAGAUCCUGUCUGGAAAACAAUGUUGGAUAAGUGGAGGCUAGGCAAGUACGAUAACGCUGACAUAGAUCACGUGAAUAACGUUGCCUACGACCACAACUGGACUUCUCGCAAUAUUGGUACAAAGUGCUACUGCCCGAUUAUUGUCACGUCCAAUGCACUUCGAGCAGAAUUCAAUUCAUCCGCCCUACGAGCUUUUUGUAAGCAGUCUGAGACGAUAUUACAUCGAUUUCCAGCAACGGUAUCAAGACCUCGUCACAGGCUUACCAAUGCUCAAAGAAGAUCACUCGACUGUAUCCGCGAUGACAAAACUGGAGGCAUGUCUAUAGUAUUGGAAUUUGCAGCCGGAUCGAUGGUCCAGUGUACCAAAAAUGUAUCUUCGCAAUUUAAGCUGGCGAACGGAUCCAUUGGCUCCGUUGUAGCAUUUACGUCUGCCUCUCGAGAUGCCAUUCAAGUUCGUACAGUCAAUGGUAUACAAGAACACCACCAUUCGCUUCCGCCAGAUAUCGUCUUCGUGAAGCUGAAAGACUACCCUACACGUUCUUUCUUGCCAGGUCUGCCACAGGGGGUAGUACCAGUCUGCAAAAAAAGUGAAAGAGGGGUUCAAGUCAAGUUACCAGAUCGCGAGUUCUCGAUUUCGAUUACCCAAGUUCCUCUGGUUCCUGCUUACUGUCUUACAACUGAAAAAUGCCAGGGCCUCACGGUAGAGAAAAUGAUCCUUGGUCCUAUAAGGCAUUCUACACGACUAUCCCCUCAGCGCUCAUCAUUUUACGUGGCAGUCACGCGGGUCAAAUCUUUAAACCAGCUAUAUCUUAUGUCACCACUCACAAAGCAGUUUUUAAAGUAUUUUAAACCUUCAGCAAACGUGCUGCAGGAGACCACUCGACUCGAGGCUAUGGAACUCCCAUAA